Molecule: messenger RNA, 5825 nt
Organism: Corythoichthys intestinalis (scribbled pipefish)
Lineage: Eukaryota; Metazoa; Chordata; Actinopteri; Syngnathiformes; Syngnathidae
Gene: top2b
Product: DNA topoisomerase II beta
Exons: 36
Coding region: 669-5381 (1570 amino acids)
Biological process (GO): resolution of meiotic recombination intermediates; DNA topological change; sister chromatid segregation
Cellular component (GO): nucleus
Molecular function (GO): ATP binding; DNA binding; DNA topoisomerase type II (double strand cut, ATP-hydrolyzing) activity
Source: RefSeq, a predicted model, not a curated record
GUGGAUGCUAAGAGAUGCAGUCAAUGUUUCAAAUAUAAGCUUUUUUUAAUCAAGCAGCCUGAAUCAUUGAAACGUGAAUCCCGUUUGUUAUUUAUAAAUCAAAGGUUUGUGUAAUCCGUCAAGAGUUCGUCGACUUGAGUGGAGAAAAUCAAGCCAUUUUAAAGUAGAAGCCGCCAGAGAUGUCUACUGUUUUAAGAUGGCCGCCGGCGACCAACGCCGCAGACUACGACUCUCCGCGUCUAGUUCUGUAUAGGGCAUAUCAAUGAAUGCUACAUUUAGCAAAUAAUCGUUUACAUGUUUGCGAGUUGGAUUUAGUAAAUAUACUGUUCGGACAUUUUAGUUAGUAAAUCGUCGUUUCAUGUUUUUCUACCUACUUUUAUUAUCCGACCCGCAAUCGUAUAUGUAUUCUUCUUGUAUAUUAUUGACACAAGAGUGUCCCGGUAGCAUCUUUGUUGGAAAUUUAGGCCUUGAGCGGCUAUUACUGUUGUUGUAACAAUAGCCGUAAUACCAUUUUGGAAGUUUUACAAGUUUUUUUUAAAGGAUAGAAUUAAUACCGUGGGAGUCCAGUGGGCUCCGAUGAUUUUUAACUGCUGAGGCGUGUGUUGUAAUAUCGGUGUAAUUGAAAACAGUUUACGGGCGGCGUCAUCGGUCACAAAGGAAGCAGUGGAAUGGAUACUUGGAUGGAGGCAGCAAACGGUAGGGGUGUUUCUGUCAAUAUGGAAGGAGCUAAGAAAGAGAAGUCCAGUUCCAAGCUGUCUGUGGAGAGAGUAUACCAAAAGAAGACUCAACUUGAGCACAUUCUUCUUCGACCUGACACAUACAUUGGCUCAGUGGAGCCCAUUACACAGGUCAUGUGGGUUUUUGAUGAAGAAGUCGGAAUGAACCAGAGGGAAAUUACCUAUGUACCUGGCCUCUACAAAAUAUUUGAUGAGAUUCUCGUCAACGCAGCAGAUAACAAACAGAGGGACAAAAACAUGAAUGCCAUUAAGAUCAACGUUGAUCCUGAGUCCAACACUAUUUCCGUGUGGAACAAUGGUAAAGGAAUACCCGUGGUGGAGCACAAAGAUGAGAAAAUGUAUGUCCCGGCUCUCAUUUUUGGUCACUUGCUCACCUCCAGCAACUAUGACGAUGAAGAGAAAAAGGUCACGGGUGGGAGGAAUGGCUACGGUGCCAAGCUUUGCAAUAUUUUCAGUACCAAAUUCACUGUGGAAACUGCCUGCAAGGAGUACAGACACAGUUUCAAACAGACGUGGCAGUACAACAUGAGCAAGACUUCGGAGCCCAAGAUCAAGUUCUUUGACGGAGAUGAUUUUACCUGUGUGACUUUCCAACCGGACCUGUCCAAGUUUAAGAUGGAAAAAUUGGACAGGGAUACGGUGGCUCUUCUUACGCGGAGAGCGUACGACGUGGCCGGCUCCUGCAAAGGCGUCAAAGUCACGCUGAACGGGAAAAAGUUACCGGUGAACGGCUUCCGCAGCUACGUGGAUCUGUAUGUGAAAGACAAACUGGACGAGACAGGCGUGGUCCUCAAGGUGCUCCACGAGACGGUAAAUGAGCGGUGGGAGGUAUGCCUCACAAUGAGCGAGAAAGGAUUUCAACAAAUCAGCUUUGUCAACAGCAUCGCAACCACCAAGGGCGGAAGGCACGUUGACUAUGUGGUGGAUCAAAUUGUGUCCAAACUUAUUGAAGUGGUGAAGAAAAAGAACAAGGCGGGAGUGUCCGUCAAACCUUUCCAGGUGAAGAACCACGUUUGGGUUUUUGUCAACGCGCUGAUCGAAAAUCCCAGCUUUGAUUCCCAGACGAAAGAAAACAUGACCCUCCAGACAAAAAGUUUUGGUUCCAAAUGCCUUCUGUCUGAAAAGUUCAUCAAGGCUGCGACCAAUUGCGGGAUCGUUGAGAGUAUACUCAACUGGGUGAAGUUUAAAGCGCAGACGCAGCUCAAUAAAAAGUGUUCCACCGUGAAGCACAGCAAGAUUAAAGGCAUUCCCAAGCUAGACGACGCCAACGACGCCGGCGGCAAACACUCUUCGGAAUGCACUCUCAUCCUCACCGAGGGAGAUUCGGCCAAAUCUCUGGCCGUGUCCGGGCUCGGAGUCAUCGGGCGCGAUCGCUACGGCGUGUUUCCGCUGAGAGGAAAGAUCCUAAAUGUUCGAGAAGCCACCCACAAGCAGAUUAUGGAAAACGCUGAAAUCAAUAACAUCAUCAAAAUCGUCGGACUCCAAUACAAGAAGAGUUAUGACGACGCGGAGUCCCUGAGGAGUCUGCGCUAUGGCAAGAUCAUGAUCAUGACAGAUCAGGAUCAAGAUGGGUCCCACAUAAAAGGUCUGCUCAUCAACUUCUUUCAUCACAAUUGGCCAUCCUUGUUGAAACACACAUUCCUAGAGGAAUUCAUCACGCCCAUCGUCAAAGUGACCAAGAACAAGCAAGAGCUGGCCUUUUACAGCAUUCCGGAGUUUGACGAGUGGAAGAAACGGACAGAAAACUAUAAAAGCUGGCAUGUAAAGUACUACAAAGGUUUGGGCACAAGUACAAGUAAAGAGGCGAAAGAAUAUUUUGCCGAAAUGGAGAAGCAUCGCAUUACAUUCCGAUACAACGGUGCCGAGGACGACGCCGCCAUCACUCUGGCCUUCAGUAAGAAGAAAACGGACGACAGGAAGGAAUGGCUGACCAACUUCAUGGAGGACAGACGGCAAAGACGAAUUCACGGUCUCCCGGAGCAAUACCUGUAUGGAACACAAGCCAGACAUCUGUCCUACAAUGACUUUAUCAACAAGGAACUGAUUCUCUUCUCCAACUCUGACAACGAGAGAUCCAUUCCAUCGUUGGUCGACGGCUUGAAGCCCGGCCAGCGAAAAGUGCUUUUCACUUGCUUAAAGAGGAACGAUAAGAGGGAGGUGAAAGUGGCACAGCUGGCCGGUUCGGUAGCAGAGAUGUCGGCUUACCAUCACGGGGAGCAAGCGCUCAUGAUGACCAUCGUCAACUUGGCUCAAAACUUUGUGGGCAGUAACAACGUGAACAUCCUGCAGCCGCUGGGUCAGUUUGGCACUCGCAUCAACGGCGGCAAAGACGCCGCCAGCCCUCGUUACAUCUUCACCAUGCUUAGUCCUCUGGCCAAGCUGUUAUUUCCAGCCGUGGACUCCAACCUGCUCAAGUUCCUUUACGACGACAACCAGAAGGUGGAGCCCGAGUGGUACAUUCCCAUCAUUCCGAUGGUGCUGGUCAACGGCGCGGAGGGAAUCGGAACAGGUUGGGCGUGUAAGAUUCCCAACUACGACCCCCGAGAGAUCGUCAAUAACAUCAGCCGGAUGCUAAACCAUCAAGAGCCCCUGGCAAUGCUUCCCAGGUAUAAAAACUUCAAAGGAGUCAUUCACGAACUUGGUCCAAACCAGUACCUGGUCAGCGGAGAGUUGUCCGUCCUUGACAAAAACACCAUCGAGAUCACGGAACUCCCCGUACGAACGUGGACGCAGGCUUAUAAAGAGUCCGUGUUGGAGCCGAUGCUGCAGGGCUCCGACAAAACGCCGUCGCUCAUCAACGAUUAUAAGGAGUAUCACACAGAUUCCACCGUUAAGUUUGUGGUUCGUAUGUCUGAAGAGAAACUGGUCCAGGCUGAGGCAGCCGGCCUCCACAAAGUCUUCAAGCUCCAGUCCAGCCUCACCUGCAACUCCAUGGUGCUCUUCGACCACAUGGGUUGUCUAAAACGAUACGAUUCCGUCCAAGACAUUCUCAGAGAGUUUUUCGAGCUGCGUCUGCACUACUACAAACUUCGAAAGGACUGGUUAAUCGGUAGCCUCGGAGCUGAAGCGGCCAAGCUUUCUAAUCAGGCCCGUUUUGUCCUGGAGAAGAUCGAAGGAAAAAUUUCCAUCGAGAACAAAGCCAAGCGUGAGCUCAUCCGCAUGUUGGUCCAGAAAGGCUACGAGUCUGACCCCGUAGCUGCCUGGAGCAAAGCCCAAGAAAAGGCCCAAGAAGGAGACGAGCAUGACGGAAAUGAAAGCGACAGCUCGUCGCACUCCGGUACUUCGGCGGGCCCAAAUUUUAAUUACAUCCUCAACAUGCCUCUGUGGUGCUUGACUAAAGAGAAGGUGGAGGAGCUCCUGAAACAACGUGACCAAAAGACCGGAGAGCUUCGGAAUCUCCAGGAGAAAUCUUCCGAGGAUCUGUGGAAGGAGGACUUGGCAGUUUUCAUUGAAGAGUUAGACAAAUUUGAGGCACUUGAACGAGAAGAGCAAAAUGUAGGCAAAGUUAUCAAACUCGUCAAGGGUAAAGUGGGUAAACCCAAAGCAAAGAAGAUGAAUCUAGAAGAGACCAUGCCGUCGCCGUUCGGCCGAAGGGUGGAUCCUCCGUCUCAGCCGCUCAAAGUUGACGUCAACAAGAAACUGGCCAAGAAGAAGAAGGCCGACUCAGACCCGGUUGUGAAGUUGGAGGGCGACGACGACGACUUGGGCCGAGAUACGGCGAUCGGCCAAAAUCCCGCCGUCAAAUCCAAGACUCCGCGUGUCAAGAAGGAAAAGAAAGAACCGGGACUUCCUAGAGCGAGAAAGACAGCGGGACCCAAAGGAACUCCUGUAAAGAAGGUGAAAAAACGAAAUCCCUGGUCUGAAGACGACUCCAAUUCAGACAGCGAUCUGGAGGACAAUCAACCUAUCGUCCCCAGAGAGACCAAGUCUACGAGAACCUCGGCAUCCAGGCCAAAAUACACGUUUGACUUCUCAGAGGAGGAAGACGAGGGGGAUAAGGAGGAUAACGAAGAUGACGAAACGGCGGCCGCUUCUCCCGGAGCGGGGAUUAAAGAUUCGCCCGAAAUGAAAGAGGACAACAGUGAGCGCGACGAAGACGACUUGGAUGACGACUUUGACUCGUACUCCGCCCACGACCAAAAAACCACCUCAGGGCCUGCGGCUAAAAAGAACGAGACGUCUUCAAAAUCCUUCUUCUCGGAAAAGAGCAACGACAGCGGGUCCAAGUCUGACAGUGACUACGAUGCCGUCACCUUUUCGAGCAGCUCUGCAUUUGAUGUUUCAUCAAAGGGAAAGAAAGGGUCUAAGAAAGCAUCGGACGCGGUUCCAAGACCUAGGAAGCCGGCCGCGUCCAAAGCAAAGAAAGCCGAUAAAUCCGCCGCGGACUCGGAUUCGGACACGGGAUUCAAGAAAGCUAAAGGCCGUGGAAGAAAGAGAAAGACAUCCGACUCUGAGGAGGAUUUCUAUAGUCCAGUGAAGAAAGCUGCAAAACCGCCAGGCAGGCAGAAGUCUCAGAAUCCUCCGUCGGAGGACGAGAACGACAGCAACAGCGAGGGGACCGCCAACGCUCCUUUCCGGCCGGGACGCGCAAAGAAAGACGUCAAGUAUUUUGCCGAGUCGGACAACGAUGACAUGUUUGACUAAGUCCACAUCGACAACGUUGGCUCCCGUUUGAUGGAAUUCCGCUACGCUCCACAGAUUUUGUACAUCUCUUUCUCUCUCUUUUUUUUUUUUUUUUUUUUUUAAAUGGUAUUGUUUUACAUUUUGGAUGUGUAGUUUUUUUUUUUAUGUGAUUGAAAUGUUCCGUAUUUGUCAAUGGCAGCUUUUAGGAGUAUAGAAAAAAGCUUUUGUUAAAUGUAACUCUGUCCAAGUUAAGAGUAAACAAUGAAACGUGUCCGUCACCUUUGCUCAUUUCGGACGAUUCCAUUGAAAAUUUGAUGACUCGGCCAAAACAGCUGUUACACAGAAAAUAUUCUGCGAGCAAACUUAGUAUGAGUAGAUGCAGGUUCCUUGUCUUGACUGUGUAACCAAAAGCAUUAAGAAUAUUUGAACAACCACAUUUCCAUUAAAGCAUACUGUAUGAAUGAA